Phalaenopsis equestris is the source of this 1508-nucleotide messenger RNA. RefSeq lists its product as uncharacterized. Lineage: Eukaryota; Viridiplantae; Streptophyta; Magnoliopsida; Asparagales; Orchidaceae. The transcript is spliced from 4 exons. Bases 110 to 1183 code for a protein of 357 amino acids. The record is from RefSeq and is a predicted model, not a curated record.
CAGCAGUUCGGUUCAGCCUGUAUCCGAUUUCGAUUCCGGGCGUUCAACGAGGCGGGAACGUCUUGUUUAUCGAAGCAGUUCAGGUUGACCGGGAAAUUAAGACUAUCUAAUGCUUUUAGGGGAGGAGCGUGACGCUCAGGCGAGAAACGCGCGGUCGUUGAUAUCUUUUUCCAGGAGCCGUCCCAUAAAGCUUGGUUCAUGGAGGCUGGAUCGGAGGAGCAUCGGCGAAGUUCGGAGUGGAGAUGGGGAUGGCGAUUGCCGGGUCUGUGCGGCAGCAGGGGACUUUUUGGCGAGGUUCGUUGAGAGGGAGGGAGGCGAGUUCGUGGGACAGAUUGGGGGUUUUAGCCACGAGAGUGAACACGACCUGGCGAUGAUGGUUAGCGAUUUCUUAGAGGAUUGGAGUGGUGGUGCGGAGUCGCGGUAUAACAAUGACAGUGACUCUGGGUUUCCAGAUCCUAAACUUCUGGCGGAGAAUGUUCGGUUCCUUAAAAAUUCUGUCGAACAGAAUGUGACUGCACUGUCAUCAUCUGUGCAGUCUCGUUUGCUUUCAAUAAAUGAUUCCGACUUGUUUUCCUGCACUGGUGGCCAAUGCAAUGGCGGCUGUAUCAGGCAUUCUCUUGUGAAGCUUCUCCGGCUUUCUGGGUUUGAUGCUGCUGUUUGUCAAUCCAAAUGGCAACAUUUUGGCAAAGUCCCAGGAGGUGAUCACGAGUACAUUGAUGUAUUUCUUAGUAGUAAAUCUGGCAUUUCGGAUAGAGUUAUCAUAGAUAUUGAUUUUCGAAGCCACUUUGAAAUAGCCAGAGCAGUUAAAUCUUAUGAUAUAAUCCUGAAUUCCCUGCCCGUCAUGUACGUUGGCUCCAUGUCCAAGCUGAAGAAAUUUCUUCAAAUUAUGGUCGACGCUGCAAAAUUUUCUCUUAAUCAGAACUCCAUGCCGCUGCCUCCAUGGAGGUCACUUCCAUAUUUGCAGGCGAAGUGGCAAUCAGAAUAUGAAAGGAAAUCUUUCUCAGAUGGGCAGAGCAACACUCUAUUUGAUCCCUCUGAUCAUAAACAGUGCAUUGGUCAUCUGAGGAGGCUUAAAUCAUCCCUUCAGUCGGAGAUCGCUGGAGAGAGGCUUCUGAAACCCAUCACUAAUGACAAGAAGAGGACGGAGAAGUUUGAGCGGCAACAAUCUAUUCUUAGUGGCUAAUAAUGAAGCAGUCUUGAGUUCAGUCAGCCAUUUUCCAGCUCUUUCUGGAAUAAAUAAUAAGGUAGAGGAUCAAUAAACUGCCAAAUUUUUUUUCGCGGCAGCAGUGCGGUUCAAAUCGGUUUGCAUUUGCAUUACUCGAUUUUUGCUGAUUUGCGUUGACAGAAAAUUUAUAGAUUAUAUAGAGAAUAUAAUAUGUUUUCAUUUUUUUUCUACUUUUUUGCUUGGCAUGUAUUACCCAAGGCAGUGGGAACUAAGAAGAGUUCCCCCGUGCAAAGCAGAGAAAAUUUGAUAAUUUUUAUGUUAAUGAAGAUUAAAUUUGUGGAUU